UUGGAGCACCAAGAAUGGCAUUUCGGGUUAAUUUGUUAAGCUGUCAUCUGUAAAAGUAGCGAAUAAUGUAUAUUUUUUUAUGAAAAUUUAUUAAUAAAUCAUGGCUUAUUUGCUCCAACCUGAUUAUGUGCGAUAUGUUUGCAAUUGCGGAUCAUUGAAAUCUAUUUCUAGAAUAUAUUUUUGUCGUCACUGUUUAAAAAUAAGAUGUGGCUAUUGUGUUUCUCAUGAGAUUGAUUCGCAUUAUUGUCCAGUUUGCUUAGAAAAUUUACCUUCAUCUGAAGUUCGACUAAAGAAGAACAAAUGUUCCAAUUGCUUUGAUUGUCCUUGUUGCUUUCAAACAUUGACUGUACGUGCAGGUCAUACACCGAUCAGAGCUGUAAAUUCUGGAGAAGAGGUGAAAGCAAGCACUCCUAAAAAAGUUUAUUACUUGUGUUGUCCCUUAUGCCGGUGGAGUUCAAGAGAUGCAGGCAUUCCUGACCAACCUAAUGCAUCUGGAGGUUGGCCUGAACAAGAGAACCCAUAUGCUACUCGGAUUAAUGCUUUAAUUGACUACCACAAAAUUUUAGUUUCAAGAGAACGUCAACAACAAGAUCGUAAAAAAUACGAUCCUAAACGUACUUCUUUACAAUUUGAAAAAUUUGGUUUGACAUCAGCAAUGGCUCGUAAACGAGCUGGAUUACCAAUUGUUUCUGAUGUUAAAUGGCAUCAAGCUAAUUUUGAACAUCCUUCUGUAGCUUCUGAGGAAGUAGAAAAAUUGCCGGAGUCUAUUUUUACUGAACCUGUUGACAUUACUAAAAUUUCAACUCUUGAACAACGUCUACAAAAUAUGGAGAUUCAAGCAGAAAAAAUUAAUGAAUUACGGCCACAACAUAAAAAAUUCCCUGUGAAAAGAUCGCUUCGGUGUCGAUCUUGUGAGCAUAAUGUUAUGAAACCUGACUAUUCUCCACAAUCUAUUAAGUUUAAAAUACAAUUGUCAGCAUUAUAUCAUGUACCGGAGGUUCGAAUUGUGACUUUUCAGCCAUUGGAAAUAGGAAAACCAAGUGAACUAUUAUUAAAAUUUUGUAAUCCGACUCAGCAUCAAACACAAAUAAUGUUAUUGCCUUUUGAUACUCCUACAACUUCAAUGAUUACAUCAGAAAGUGGAGAAAGAGAAGAAUUCAAACGAGAGAAUAUGCAAUUGGGUAGUGAAUCUCCUAAUUUAUUACCAUCGGCAGUAAGACAAGCUCUAGUCAUAGAGGAUCCAAAGCCAGUUCUUGUUACUCCUGGAGCAUCAAUUGAUUUACCAAAUAGCCCUUUGAUUCUCUCGCCUCGAGAUGAUGCUGCUGAAUAUGAUGAUACAGCUGAUACUCAGAAUUUCCAAGAUGAUCCAAAAUUGGUUGUAUGGCGAAAAAGUAACAAGGCUGUGUUAAAAUUAAACGUAGUCCCAUUUGAAGGAAAAGAAAAUGAACCUGUCAUUGUUGGAUUUGUUAUGCAGUACGGAUACGUUAAUACUAUUGCUACUUUAGAAAAUAAAACACCACAGAAAGUUGACUUAAAAGUUAAAAUAUUUUUAACUCUUGGUAAAUUGGUUAGUCAAGCUUCAUAAAACUAUAAAAAUUAUAUAAAUCAUUCAUUAAAUCGAAUUAACAUCGUUAUUUCAGCACAGUUAAUGUGAAUUAUUAAAUAAUGUAUUAAGUGACACGAAUGUUUUUGUAAUCUCUUUG
Molecule: messenger RNA, 1703 nt
Organism: Chelonus insularis
Lineage: Eukaryota; Metazoa; Arthropoda; Insecta; Hymenoptera; Braconidae
Gene: DCTN4-p62
Product: dynactin subunit 4
Exons: 9
Coding region: 101-1585 (494 amino acids)
Cellular component (GO): dynactin complex
Source: RefSeq, a predicted model, not a curated record